CGGGACUAUAAAUAAGCCCGAAACUGGUGUCUGAGUUUCUCACACAACACGUUAAUUUUAUCUUCACUCUUCUUCAGAUCUCAAAUUUCAUUUCUCGCUCACAUCGAUUUCUCCUCCUCCUCCAUGGCCGCUAUUACUUCCAUCAAGGCUCGUCAGAUCUUCGACAGCCGUGGCAAUCCAACCGUCGAGGUUGAUAUAACUGUCUCCGAUGGCACUUUCGCUAGAGCCGCUGUUCCUAGCGGUGCAUCCACUGGUAUUUACGAGGCUCUUGAGUUGAGAGAUGGAGGAUCUGACUAUCUUGGAAAAGGUGUAUCAAAGGCUGUUGACAAUGUGAACACCAUCAUUGCCCCAGCAUUGAUCGGCAAGGACCCAACUAAGCAGACUGAGAUUGACAACUUCAUGGUUCAGCAGCUCGAUGGAACUGUUAAUGAGUGGGGUUGGUGUAAACAGAAGCUUGGGGCAAAUGCCAUAUUGGCAGUGUCUCUUGCAGUCUGCAAAGCUGGUGCUGGAGUCCUAAAAACCCCUCUUUACAAGCAUAUUGCAAACAUUGCAGGCAACAAGAAUUUGGUUUUGCCUGUUCCAGCUUUCAAUGUCAUUAAUGGUGGAUCACAUGCAGGAAACAAGCUUGCCAUGCAGGAGUUUAUGGUUCUUCCUGUGGGAGCCUCCUCUUUCAAGGAAGCCAUGAAGAUGGGUGUGGAAGUCUAUCACCAUUUGAAGGCUGUGAUUAAGAAGAAAUAUGGUCAAGAUGCAAUCAAUGUUGGUGACGAAGGUGGUUUUGCCCCUAACAUUCAGGAGAACAAAGAAGGUUUGGAGUUGCUAAAAUCUGCCAUUGACAAAGCCGGAUACACUGGCAAAGUUGUCAUUGGAAUGGAUGUUGCAGCUUCCGAGUUCUACAAGGAAGACAAGUCAUAUGAUUUGAACUUCAAGGAAGAUAACAACGACGGCUCACAGAAGAUCUCAGGAGAGGCUUUGAAAGAUCUCUACAAGUCAUUUGUGUCAGAGUACCCAAUUGUUUCAAUUGAGGAUCCUUUUGACCAGGAUGACUGGGAGCACUAUGCCAAGAUGACUGGUGAGAUUGGAACCAAUGUGCAAAUUGUUGGUGAUGAUCUCUUGGUUACCAACCCCAAGAGGGUUCAGAAGGCAAUUGACUCAAAAGCAUGCAAUGCUCUUCUUCUCAAGGUGAACCAAAUUGGAUCAGUGACUGAAAGUAUUGAAGCCGUGAGGAUGUCCAAAAAGGCUGGAUGGGGUGUCAUGACCAGCCACCGAAGUGGAGAGACUGAGGAUACCUUCAUUGCUGAUCUUGCUGUUGGUUUGUCAACGGGUCAAAUUAAGACCGGAGCUCCAUGCAGGUCAGAGCGUCUAGCUAAGUAUAACCAGCUCUUGAGAAUUGAGGAGGAGCUCGGUGCUGAAGCAGUGUAUGCUGGAGUUAACUUCCGUACUCCUGUUGAGCCCUACUAAAAAGGUUUUGAAAGGGGAAAAACCAGAUAUCCAACCUGAGUUUUGAGCAAUGAGAUUUGGCUGCAGCGGGUUUUAGUUGUGAUGAAUAAACUAUAGUUAGAUUGCUAGUCAGUCUUCUUUUGAAAGACUUGAUGCCAAUAAAUUUUGACCUCUAAUUUACGGGGCUGAGAAAUUCUGCCCUGGAUUUUCAAAGUUGUUCAAUUUAUAAUGAUAUUACGAUGAUGCUUGCAGCCUA
This is a messenger RNA of Lathyrus oleraceus (garden pea), 1693 nucleotides long. Its product is annotated as enolase. The transcript has 17 exons. Lineage: Eukaryota; Viridiplantae; Streptophyta; Magnoliopsida; Fabales; Fabaceae. Gene Ontology annotation, cellular component: phosphopyruvate hydratase complex. Gene Ontology annotation, biological process: glycolytic process. Gene Ontology annotation, molecular function: phosphopyruvate hydratase activity; magnesium ion binding. The coding region runs from base 124 to 1458 and encodes 444 amino acids. The record is from RefSeq and is a predicted model, not a curated record.